AUGGCGGACUCGUGGGUAUGGUGCACGGGGGCUGAGGCUGUUGAGGCUGUCGUGGCAAAUAUGCGCGAACACGCUGCUGAUGUUGAGCUUCAGCGGGACGGCUGCCUCACGCUGCGCAACAACAUGCGUGCAGGCAGGUAUGCGUGCAGGCAGGCGAUGGUGGAUGCGGGCGGGCUUGCGGCUGUGGUGGCGGCGAUGGUCGGUCACCCCGCAGAUCUUUUGCUGCAGCGGGCUGGCUGCGACGUGCUGUGGAACAUGGCUGCCGGCAGCGACGCGCGCAAGCAGGCGGUGGUGGACGCGCGCGGGCUUGCAGCUGUGGUGGCGGCGAUGGGCAGGCACGCUGCUGAUGUGGAGCUGCAGCGGUAUGGCUGCCUCACGAUGAACAUUUUGGCUUCGGGCAGCGACGCGCGCAGGCAGGCGGUGGUGGACGCGGGCGGGCUUGCAGCUGUGGUGGCGGCGAUGGGCAGGCACGCUGCAGAUGUGCAGCUGCAGUGGGCUGGCUGCGGCGCGCUGCAGAACAUGGCUUUCGGCAGCGACGCGUGCAAGCAGGCGGUGGUGGACGCGGGCGGGGCUGCGGCUGUGGUGGCGGCCAUGGGCAGGCACGCUGCAGAUGUGGAGCUGCAGCGGAAUGGCUGCGGCGCGCUGCUGAACAUGGCUGGCGGCAGCGACGCGCGCAAACAGGCGGUUUUGGACGCGGGCGGGCUUGCAGCUGUGGUGGCGGCGAUGGUCGGGCACGCUGCAGAUGUGGAGCUGCAGCGGGCUGGCUGCGGCGCGCUGCGCAAUAUGGUUUUCGGCAGCGACGCGUGCAUCCAGGCCGUGGUGGACGCGGGCGGGGCUGCGGCUGUGGUGGCGGCGAUGGGCAGGCACGCUGCAGAUGUGCAGCUGCAGUGGGCUGGCUGCGGCGCGCUGCGCAACAUGGCUGUCGGCAGCGGCGCGCGCAAGCAGGCGGUUUUGGACGCGGGCGGGCUUGCAGCUGUGGUGGCGGCGAUGGGCAGGCACGCUGCAGAUGUGCAGCUGCAGUGGGCUGGCUGCGGCGCGCUGCUGAACAUGGCUGGCGGCGACGCGUGCAAGCAGGCGGUGGUGGACGCGGGCGGGGCUGCGGCUGUGGUGGCGGCGAUGGACGGGCACGAUGCGGACGUAGAGCUGCAAAGGUUGGGCUGCGACGCGCUGCGCAACAUGGCCAUCGGCAGCGACGCGUGCAAGCAGGCCGUCGUGGAUGCGGGCGGACUUGCGGCUGUAGUGGCGGCGAUGGGCAGGCACGCUGCAGAUGUGCAGCUGCAGUGGGCUGGCUGCGGCGCGCUGCUGAACAUGGCUGGCGGCAGCGACGCGCGCAGGCAGGCGGUGGUGGACGCGCGCGGGGCUGCGGCUGUGGUGGCGGCGAUGGGCAGGCACGAUGCGGACGCAGAGCUGCAAAGGUUGGGCUGCGGCGCGCAGCGGAACAUGGCUUUGGGCAGCGACGCGUGCAAGCAGGCGGUGGUGGACGCGGGCGGGCUUGCAGCUGUGGUGGCGGCGAUGGGCAGGCACGCUGCUGAUGUGGAGCUGCAGCGGUAUGGCUGCGGCGCGCUGCAGAACAUGGCUGUCGGCAGCGACGCGUGCAAGCUAGCCAUUCUUGGCGCGGGUGGCCUUGCCGCCCUCGUUGCAGCUGGCACCGCCCACCCUACCUGCCACGCAUCCGUCUCUUUGACUGUUCGCCGCUUGCUCGGCGACCUCGGCGCCUUCGCCCCCGCCGAUCCAGCGCCGCCACCGAUACCGCCACCAGUAGCUGAGCUCGCCGAGGCUGAGCGGGCUCGCCAGCGUGCCGAGCAGCGGGCACAGCAGGAGCAGGAGCAGCGACAGGAGGCAGAACGGCGUGCGCAGGCCUCCCACCAGCGCGAGCAGGAGCUCCAGCAGCAGCUGACGAUCGUGGCGACGUCCAACGAGCUCGACGAGGGCGCCUUCCUCCGGCGCUUCGUCGCCUUCCGUCAGUACGUCGAGAUGUUGCUGGAGUACUUGCCAUCAAAGACGGCGCGCAGCAAACCGUGGAGACUGAAGGUGCGGCGCAACCAGCUUUGCCGCGACGUCAUCGAGUACUUCUCGCCCACGAACGCCAGACAGAAGCUCUUCCAGCGCACCGAGGUGACAUUCAUCGACGCGCACGGCGGCGAGGAGGAGGGGGAGGACCUCGGCGGUCUGACUGUCGAGCUCUACUCUUGCUUCUUCCGCGAGGUGCUGCUCGCCGGCUCCGGCCUCUUCGAGGGCGCCGGCGACGAUGCGUCGACGAGCAUCGGGCUGCUGCCCUCGCCCACCGCCGACCUGCAGUCGAUGAACAACAUCGGCCGCAUCAUGUGCCGGUGCGUGCUCGACGACCAGCCCCUCGGCCGCGGGCUCGGUCGUUUCGUCUUCGAGUUUCUGGCAGACACGCACGAGUGGCGCGUCUUCAAGGAUGUGCACUCCGCGCUAGCCGCGCUCUCCGACUUCGACCCCGAGCUCUCGCAGCGGUGGGCGCAGCUGCUCGUGCAGCCGACCGCCGGCUUGACGCUCGACUUCUUCGACGAGGACGCGGCGGCGGAGGAGGUGCCGCCGGAGAGCGCGGCGAUGGAGCGGGCGGUGCUGGCCGGCUGCCGCCACAAGCUGCUCGUCAGCCGGGAGGCGAGCCUCCGCGCGCUGCGCGACGGUUUCACGGAGGUCGUGGACCUCCGGGAGCAGCUCGGCGCGCUCAGCGCCUCCGAGCUGCUACUCAUGCUGCGCGGAAACACCGAGCUGAGCUGCGAGGAGCUGCUCGCGUGCUUCGCGUGGCCGGACACGUCGGACAGUGCCGCGGCGAAGGCGGGCUUCGCGGCCGCCGGCUCCGACGCGCCGCGCUACUUGCGCGAGAUCAUCCUCGACGAGUCACCCGAGACGGGGCUGGGCAGUCUCGGGCGGAUGCGGCUGCUCGAGUGGAGCACGGCGCUCACGGCGCUGCCCUGCGGCGGCCUCAAGGACCCGAUCACCCUCAAGCUCUACGAGGGCGCCGACGUGCACGACUUGCCCAACGUCCACACCUGCACACACGAGGUGCACUUGCCGCCGUAUGCGACCCGUCAACAACUGCAGGCGAAGCUGCUGCAGGCAGUAGAGCAUCGGCACGACGGCUUUCUGAUCGAGUAA
Molecule: messenger RNA, 3126 nt
Organism: Emiliania huxleyi CCMP1516
Lineage: Eukaryota; Haptophyta; Isochrysidales; Noelaerhabdaceae
Exons: 1
Coding region: 1-3126 (1041 amino acids)
Molecular function (GO): protein binding; ubiquitin-protein transferase activity
Source: RefSeq, a predicted model, not a curated record